AUGGCGAUUCCCAACACCAACGUCGUUUUCGUAGACACCAACCUCGAUACCCACUUGGCCCUCGUCGUUUCCGACCUCGACACUGUCUCUGAUCUCAAAAAGAAAAUUUUGUUGGAACACCCCUUAUGCUUUCCGAAAAUUGGGCAAAUUCAGAUUCAUGGGAUAAAGGUUAAGCGCAAGGGGUAUUUUUAUCACCUUUCAGAUUCCAUGCUUGUGAGAAGUGCUUUUAGUGGUUCUAUCAAGAGCUGGUUUCUUGUUGUUGAUGCUUCUGAGUUGCGGGAGUGUGCUCAGAAUGAACAGUUAUUUUCUCAUGGUUCUCCUAAGAAGGUGGCUUGUCUUGGCAUUGCGAAUAAUGCUUUGAUUGGUUCUGGUGAUAAUGUUGUCGAUUUUCCAUCCAAAAGGGUGUCCAGCUUUGACAAUUUCCAGUUGCUACAGUUGGAGAACAAAAGAGAUGGUGAUGAAGAAAUUCCUGUUGCUAGUCCAUGUGUUUCAGAACAUAGUGGCGAAGAAGCUAUCAAAAAUUUUGAUGCAGGAGUUCAAUUGUCUGGUGAUAAGGGCACUGGAAUUCCGCUUCCUGGUUCUAUUCCUGAGAAAGAGGAUGGUUACAUUGUAAAUCGUGAACUUCCAAGUUUACAUAUUGAGUGUGAAGUGGAUGAAUCUGGUAAAGGCAUUAACGAUGAAUGUAAUACAUGUGAGGAAGGUCCUUCAAUAUCUGUGCCAAGGCCAAGAGAAAAGAAAAAACGAAAGAGUAAAAGGAAAAAGGAAGAUACAGUGUGUGAUUAUGAUUCUAAAGAUGAUGCUGCUGCAUCUGUUGACAACCCUCUUAGUUUUCUAUCCAAAAAGGCAUCCAGUUUCCAGGCGCCACAAUUGGAGAACAAACAGGCUGAAAAAGUAGAAAUUCCUGUUGUUGGCCCGUGUGUUUUAGAGCAUACCAGAGAAGUUGUAAAAAAUUUGAACAAGGAUAUAAAUUCAUCUGGCAAUAAUGACCCUGACAUUCCAGUGACAAAGAACAAUUGCCUUGUAAAUCAUGAACUUCCAGGUUCACAUGCUGAAUGCAGGGCAGAUGAAACCAAAAAAGGAAUCAAGGAUGAUUGUAUUGUAUGUGAGGAGGGAAAUUCUAAAUCUGUGUCAAAUCCAAAGAAAAAAAAGAAGAGUAAAAGGAAGAAAGAAGACACCAUGCAAAAUAACACUUCAAAAGAAAAAGAUGCUUCUGUUGUUGGACUUGGUAAUUAUAUAGUUCAUCAGGAUAAUGUAGUUGUAACAAAUCCUUCAGAGAAUGCAGAUAAAGAAGUAAUUAAGGAAACUGAAGUUUUAAAGGAGCUUCAGCACACUGAUUGCAACAGUAACAACAGUAAAAAUGACAUUGUUGCUGCUGUGUCAAAGAAAGAGGCUUCAGAACCUGGACCUGCUGCAAGUAAGAAGCAUAGGAAAAGGAAGAGAUCUUUGAUUCGUGAUUCUAAAGAACUGUUGGAGGUAGAGACAGCAUAUCAGAAGGAUGAAGUACAGAAGUCUGAUGAAGCACAUAAGGAAAUUAAAAAAUCAAAGGAUCAUGUUGAACUCAAUAAUGACAAUUCUAGGGAUGUUGUUGAAUAUAAGCUCAAUAAGGUAACUGAGGACACUUUAGAUACCACACCUCCUGCAAAGAAAAAGAAGAAGGGAAAAGAGAAAAAUGGAGAAAAAAGUUUGUCCAAGGCAAUGUUGAUUGAUGAUUUUGAAGUAGACAAUGCUUCUCACCACUUUCUGGAGGACCAACAGAGGAUUAAAAACAGCAGUGCUGACCAAUCAGCUGGACAUUUUAAUGACACUGAUCCAUUGGGAACUAAUGUGCAGGGUCAGAAGAGGAAAGGGAAGAGAAACUCAUCAAAUCCUCAAGAAACACCUGUGGUUACUUCUUCCAGGAAAGAUAAAGAAGCAUAUCAUUCCAGCAUUCAAAGAGGUGUUCAGGAUGAAAUAUCUGAAGAUGGCUUAUUCUCUAAAGAUAUCAGUAUGAGCAAAACUACUGUUGACAAUAUGGAGAUUGGAACAGAUGCAUGCAAAGAAGGCAUUCAAUCUACAGAAGAAAGGACAGGAAAUUAUGAGGGCAAUUCUGAUAUUGAAAUAGAAUUACCCCGUUCUGAUGUGGAUGAGCUUAUGGAGCCGACUGAGGAUAAUGAGAAUGUUAUCCAUGAUCAUUGUCAUAAAAAUGAAGAUGUUCAGAUUGAGGGAGCUGAGGAAGGAGAUGUAUCACCACAAAAUGAUCCUAAGCUAAUGCUGUUAGACAAGUCUGCACCAUCCAACCAGGAUAACACAGAUGCAAAUAUCAGAGAACUAAAUGUUACUUCAAAAGUUGUGGAUGUCAAUGGAAUGACUGAACCUGUAAAACCAGAGAAGGAAAAAAGAGGGAUGGGAAAAUCUAAGAAUUCAGGUGGAGGGUCCAUACUGAGAGAAGGUGUUGGCCUUGUGGAUGUUUUUGGGAGUGAAACUGUUACUGUGAAGUCUCUUAAUGGAACAAGUUGUGAUCCUAUGUCAGGAAAUACAUAUACAAAGGAGAACACUUUAAAUCAAACAGAAGGGAAAAGAAUACAGCAGGAAGAAGUGAAAGGGACUAUUCUCUCUGCUACUGAUAAGGAAGAUGAUUUUAAUGCUGAUAAUGCUGGUUCCUUGGUACAAAUUAAGACUAAAUCUAAUGCUGAACAUGUUGACAAGAGACAAAGAAAGAAAUCAAGCAAAAAGCAGACUUCUAUCUCAAAGAGCAUAUCAAAUAUGCUAACAAAAGAUCAAGUUCGCGAUGGUGAGAAACCGUCUCCAUCUUCUGACAGUGGAACAUGUGACAAACCAUCAGUUGAGGUGACAAAAAAAAGUAUGUCGACAAGCAUGAAGUCCACUAAAAAAUCAAGUAAAACAAUUUUGGAACCUGUUAGACUUGAAUCUUCUGAUUCUCAGUUUAAUUCUUGGAGUAAUGAUGCUGCUCAACAUUCAACGCGCUUAUCAGGAGAGAAAGAUGAUAAUAACUUGGAAGCACCUUCUAAAACUUUAAAGGUUAAUCCUGACCAACAAUUUUCAUCCCAGAAACAGCAACAUGAAGCUAAUUUGUCAGAUGACGCACUUGUUGACAAGAGAAAUGGAACAGAUAGAACUGGUAUUGAGCCAAUGACCAGAAAGAACAUGGAUGGGCUUGAAACAACAAAUGGAAAAAAUCAUCUUGAGGGUUUAAGUUCCUCACAGCAAUUAUCAUCCAAGGAAGAGCAUGAUGUACACAGCAGGAUUCACCCUGAUAAGAAGGUCUGA
This is a messenger RNA of Abrus precatorius (Indian licorice), 3267 nucleotides long. RefSeq lists its product as uncharacterized. The transcript is spliced from 5 exons. The coding region runs from base 1 to 3267 and encodes 1088 amino acids. Lineage: Eukaryota; Viridiplantae; Streptophyta; Magnoliopsida; Fabales; Fabaceae. The record is from RefSeq and is a predicted model, not a curated record.